Molecule: messenger RNA, 1449 nt
Organism: Microbotryum saponariae
Lineage: Eukaryota; Fungi; Basidiomycota; Microbotryomycetes; Microbotryales; Microbotryaceae
Source: the annotation of a GenBank genome assembly
AUGGCAGACCAAGCCACAGAACAGUCGACGUCGACUCGGAUCACCCAACGACAGCUGAUCGACGCCAUCGCCAAGCUCGACGAGGCCUUCCGACCGUCCACCUCCACCUCGUCCUCGUCGUUGCGGAGCUCGUCCGACACGACUUGCCCAGCUCGCAAGAGGUCGGUGCAGAACUUUGCGUCUACCGCAUGCAUGUCCAAGCUGACAACACCCUCUUGCUCUCCUCGCAGACCACGUCCCGCCUCAGGUCAUCACUCGACCGCCGCUCUCGAAGCCUUACUCCCCACCAGCUCCCACCACCGUGGACCUGCUUCCGACUGCUCCUCCCUCCCGAAACCGCCCACCUAUGAGCCGACCUCUCUCCGCUCCCUCAUCUCCCGUAUCCGCACCUACCGCUCCACCACCUUCACCCCCGGCAAACCGUCCCCCUUGGACGCGCUGCACUGCGCUCUCCUCGGCUGGGUCUCGCACAAAACCCAAAGGGACCAAAUCGAAUGUACGACCUGCCAUGCCCUCCUCUCCGUCGCGCCGUUACCGAGUCCGCAUACGUGGAGUUCCGAACCGGGUCGACUAUUGGCUCAGACGUACGAGGCGGAAUUGAGGUUGGCUCAUCUGAGGACGUGUCCUUGGAGGGUCAAGGGGGCUUCGUUGAGGUUGUAUCGACUACCUCAGUGGGGGAGGAAGGCGUUGAUACAGGAAUUGGGGCAACAGGCCAAAGAGCUGCAGCAGACGUUGGGCGAUUUGCACGGGUUGACACUCCAAGGUCCCUCGAGGGAACCACACCGCGUGGCACUUCGGCACUGCCUCGACAUCCUUCAACAGGGCUUAUCCAAUACCGACGAAACGACACGAGAGCAUCUUCUCCUUGCACUAUUCGGCUGGUCAGCACCUACAACCACACCCGUACCCAGCGCACCCUCCACAACCCCGAUACUUGAAUGUCGUUACUGCACCCGGACCGUCCUCCUUGCGCCCCACUUGUCGACCCCAUCGAAACCCUUCGACCUGAUUCAACAACACCAAUCCUUCUGUCCCUACGUCUCCAAUCCACCCAUCGACGAUGUAGGACUCGUCAGCCUUGUCCAGAGUAAAGCAGGUUGGGAGACGCGCAUCGACACGAUCUUGCAACGCAAGUCGAGAGGAGGCGCGACUUCGAACUCGACGCCCACGGGGAGUCAAGGAUCGAACAACGAGUCUUUGGGAGCGUUCGAAUGGUUGAAUAAGAAACAUACCUCGUCGACAAUCGCUUCCGAGGACGCUUCGGGACCCGUGGAGAUCGUGACGACGGGUGUGAGUUCCCCUUAGCUUUUCGCCCUGGAUCCCAUAUCGCGACCUCGAGAUCUGACCUAGGUUUGCAACUUCGAUCCGUAGCAAACGAGGGAGUUGUUGAAUCACGUGAGGACAUUGUUGGGGCCGCGAACGUCGCCGAGCAGAACCCGGGUUCAGUAG